Molecule: messenger RNA, 1149 nt
Organism: Penicillium canescens
Lineage: Eukaryota; Fungi; Ascomycota; Eurotiomycetes; Eurotiales; Aspergillaceae
Exons: 3
Coding region: 1-1149 (382 amino acids)
Molecular function (GO): glycosyltransferase activity
Source: RefSeq, a predicted model, not a curated record
AUGCCGCCCAAGAGCUUCCCUUAUCGCCGGAGCUCAAAUGCCUCGGAAGAAGAUUUCUUCGAUAUCCCUGAUGAGCCAUGUCUCUCAAUAGUCAAGCGACAGCUACGUCGCAUCCGAACAUGGAUCACAAUCGCCAUUCUGGUCUUGUUUAUCAUGUGGCAGCGCCGUGAACGACCUCCGCCGCCACCUUUACCGCAUAUCCAUUACGACGAGGUGGAUUGGACGCGCUUUGCCUAUACCCAGUAUGCUACCUCCGAGGUCUACAUGUGCAAUUGCUUGAUGGUGUUCGAGGCAUUGCAUCGGCUCGGGAGUAAGGCGGAUCGCGUGCUGUUCUAUCCGGAGGAGUGGGAUCUCAUUGUUGAGGAUGAUACCGAUCGGGUGAGCCAGCUGUUGCUGGAGGCGAAGUACAAGUACAAUGUAGUGCUUAUCCCUCUCAAGAUUGAUGGAAUCAAGAAUCCAUCGUCUGGUGCUGGUUCUGAGUCCUCGUGGGAUACCAGCAACACCAAGCUCAUGGCCUUUGGCGAAUCCCAAUACGACCGAGUCAUCCACCUCGACUCCGACGUGAUCCUCCUCCAAACCAUGGACGAGCUAUUCUUCCUCCCUCCCACCACAGUCGCAAUGCCACGCGCCUACUGGCUCCUCCCGGAAAAGAAAAUCCUAUCAUCCCUACUAGUCGUCAUCCAGCCUUCCUACCGCGAAUACCUUGUGGUAGCCGGAGCCUCCGAGCCCGCCAAGAACGGUCAGGUCGAGAUGAACCUGACCGAUCACCGGUAUGACAUGGAGCUAUUGAAUGACAUGUACGGGGAUUCGGCGAUGGUCCUCCCACAUCGGCAGUAUGGUCUGCUAUCGGGCGAGUUCCGGACAAAGGAUCAUAGUAGAUUCUUGGGGAAUGACCACGAGGUGUGGGAUCCGGACCGCGCGUUGGCUGAGGCCAAGUUCAUUCACUUUUCGGAUUGGCCUAUUCCAAAACCUUGGGUUAUGUGGCCGCAAGAUAUGUUGGCGAAGGAGCAGCCCAAGUGUAAUGAGAACCCUGGGACGCCGCAGGAGAGUGGGUGUCGAGAUCGCGAGAUCUGGAAGAUGAUCUAUGAUAAGUAUCGGAGGAAUCGAAAGGAGGUCUGUAAGUUGCUCAGCUACCCAGCGCCGGUUUGA